Molecule: messenger RNA, 1321 nt
Organism: Mycena citricolor
Lineage: Eukaryota; Fungi; Basidiomycota; Agaricomycetes; Agaricales; Mycenaceae
Source: the annotation of a GenBank genome assembly
CGGGUUUAUUAUAUUCUCUUUCUGUUCUUUCUCUGUCUUUUCCCCCCUUCUUCCAACUACGCGCGAUGCAAGCUGGCCUCGCACGCGUCCAUUCUCUAGCCACGGUUGAAUCCGUGUCGGGAUCAGCAUCACCAGCCACGGCGCAAGACGACACGACCCCUGCUCCGGAAGCAGCUGCGACGACAACAAUGACAACGUCUGGUGCCGGUGCCGAUGCUAAGAAACGCAAGGCGGAGGACGAAAACGACGAGGCGCCCGCGCGGAAGCGCGAGAGGGUGUACACCGCAGCGUGCUACAUUUGCCACGGAGGGUACAAGGACCGCAAGACGCGCAACAAGCACGUCGGCAACGCGCGCUGCAUGCAGCGCGCGAUCGCGGCGCGGCUCAUCGACCGGCCCGUCGCGCAGCACGAGCUCGCGCGCAUGAGGGAGUGGUACUGGGCGAACCCGUUCCGCGAGCUGUACGGGUCGCGGUGCAGCAUCGUGCCCGAGUUCCGUGUGCAGGCUGCGCUCAAGGACGCCGGCGCGGUGGCUGGGGGGGCCGCUGGUCCUGCCGGCACGCAUUCCGUGUCCGUGUCCGUCGUGGACCUGGACGGGGACAGGACGACUGGCUCGCCGAGUAGCUCGGAUGCGUCCCCGGUGGCAUCGGCUGGCUCCCCGCGCACGCCGCCGCCUCGACACGGCGCUGAUUAUCUGUGGAACGCGUAUGUCCCCUCUGGUGAUGAAGGCAAGACCGAGCGGGGGAGUUUCCGGCUCACGGAGGACCAUCAUCGCGCUUUGUCUGUUCCAGCACCGCUUCGGACACCCAAUCGGGCACAGGCGCUGCCACUGCCUGCCGCUGGUAUCCCCAGGCAAACGACUUCGGCGGUGCAUGAGAGAGCCACGGCCCGCAGCGUAGCGCGUAGUUCUGCUGCUCCACCUGCCUCCGGUCCACUCGAGCUGACAUCGACGACUCGUCUCGUUCGGUCAGACUUUGAGGACGCGCUGUGGUCCUGGGAGAUGACUCGAUCGAGUCAAUUCGAUAACGACUGCGCUCUUCAGCCCGUUUCCGAUCCUCUCCAGGCGUUCCUGGACUCCCUUACGUGCACGAUCCCCGACGCCCCCAGUACGAACGACCUUCCGACAAACGAUUCUCUGAGUUUUCCGUGGAAGACCGAGGAUUCAGUCGAUUAUCCCGCUCCAGACUACUCGGACUGGGAUCCGUUGACGUGGAUGAGUCAGAGCAACGCCGCAGGUCUAUGAUCUGGAUUCAUUCUGACGACCGAUUACGACUUACUGUAUCCUUUAACUCUCCAUUACGCACGCCAUAAUCUAUCUACAUC